This is a messenger RNA of Torulaspora globosa, 1653 nucleotides long. It is a transcript of the gene COQ8, whose product is annotated as protein kinase COQ8. The record is from RefSeq and is a predicted model, not a curated record. Gene Ontology annotation, biological process: ubiquinone biosynthetic process. The coding region runs from base 1 to 1653 and encodes 550 amino acids. NCBI's taxonomy places the organism in Eukaryota, Fungi, Ascomycota, Saccharomycetes, Saccharomycetales, Saccharomycetaceae. Gene Ontology annotation, molecular function: kinase activity. The transcript is spliced from 2 exons. Gene Ontology annotation, cellular component: extrinsic component of mitochondrial inner membrane.
AUGAGCAAUAGACGUAGCCUUUACCAUGCCUUUUGUCUGGUAUCUUCUGCUAGGCAGGUCUUGAAGGGUUCUGCCUCGAUAGCUAAGGAGUCGCUAGCGCAAUGGGUCAACACUUCCCGCAUAACAAGACCCAUCUUAAUGCAGUAUCAGUGUUAUUACGAUCCACAAUGGGAAGAUGCGAAAAGGCUGUCGGAGCAAGUGAAGGCAAAGGCUCGUCAGCCUCCGAGAAAGGGCAAGAAGAGCACAAGUACGAGACAUUACUCAACCUCAUCAAGACACAGCAAUGAUGAACAGGUUGGGGAAGUUGAGGAGAUAUCAGAAAAGAGGAAGCAAGAGCUGCAAAGCUCGCGAGUACCAUCUUCGCGUAUAUCACGUCUGUUUCAUUAUGGUUCAUUAGCGGCAGGUGUAGGGAUUAACGCUGCCUCAGAUGGCUUCUCUCAGAUGGCAAGAGGACAAAGCCCGAGUUGGAAGUCACUGAUCUAUUCGGAUAGUAAUAUUGAUAGAAUCGCUAAGAAGUUCUCCCAGAUGAGAGGCGCUGCGUUAAAGAUCGGCCAAAUGAUGUCGUUCCAGGAUGACAAAGUGUUGCCAAAGGAGUUGUACGAAAUAAUAUCGCGAGUCCAGAACAGCGCCCAUUAUAUGCCCCACAGACAGCUUGAGAGAGUUUUGAAGCGAGAGCUGGGCUCGGAUUGGCAAGAUAAGUUUUGUUCCUUUGAUAGGGUUCCAAUCGCGGCUGCCAGUAUCGGACAAGUUCAUAAUGCAGUUUUGAAGAAUGGGGACAAGGUUGUUGUGAAGAUUCAGUACCCUGGUGUGAAAGACUCUAUUGAUUCAGAUCUGAACAACCUCUUGAUGCUGUUGGUGGCAUCGCGACUGCUUCCCAAGGGUUUGUUCUUGGACAAAACCGUCGCGAACGCUAGGACUGAACUCAAGUGGGAGUGUGACUAUGUAAGAGAAUCUCAAGCGUUGAAAAAAUUCGGAAAACUGUUGGAGGAUGAUCCCGUGUUUGUAGUUCCUCACGUUUACUCUGAUCUAACCACUACGAAUAUUAUAACAAUGGCUCGAAUGGAAGGUACUGAGAUCAUGAAACUACCAAAGACAACGUCACAGGAUGUGAAAGAUUUCAUAUCGGAGAACAUCAUGAGGUUAUGUUUAGAGGAGAUUGCCACUUUCCAAUAUAUGCAGACAGAUCCCAACUGGGCAAACUUCCUGUACAAUGAAAAGACAAAAAAGAUUGAAUUACUAGAUUUCGGUGCGUCGAGGCCUUAUCCAGCAGAUUUUGUCAUGCGCUAUCGCAAGUUAUUGACUCUCGCGACAUUGAAAGAUCGCGAGGGUGUUUGUAAAGUCUCACAAGAGCUUGGAUAUCUGACUGGUUUAGAAUCUCAAGCUAUGAUUGAUGCCCAUGUGAAUAGUGUCAUGACUCUGGGCGAACCGUUUUGCGGACCACCUGAACAGGUCUUUAGCUUCAAGGAUCAAACCGUUUCCGAUAGGAUAAGGUCAAAUAUUGGGUUGAUGUUGAAUGAACGUUUAUGUCCACCGCCAGAGGAAACUUACUCGCUGCAUAGAAAGUUUAGCGGAAUUUUUCUGUUAUGUGCAAGAAUGAGUGCCUCCGUCCAUUGUGCAAAGCUAUUCAGAGAUAUCCUUGCAGUUGAAAAGUAA